AAAGCUCGUCGCUGACGAGGGCCCGGGCGGGCCAUGUCGGCGCUGGAGUGGUUCGCGCACAAGCCCCUGGGCGACGGCAUCUUCUGGAUCCAAGAGCGCUUCUACGAGUCGGGCAACCGGGCCAACAUCUGGCUGGUGCGGGGCUCGCAGCGGGACGUGGUGAUCGACGCCGGGUUGGGGCUGCGGAGCCUCCCCGACUACCUGCGCGCCGCCGGCUUGGUGGAGCCGGCCGAGGGGGCCGGACGGCGGCCGCUGUUGGCCGUCGCCACCCACGUCCACUUCGACCACUCGGGCGGGCUGCAGCACUUCGAGGAGGUGGCGGUGCACAGCGCCGAGGCGGCGGCCCUGCUGCGGGGCGACAACUACGAGGCCGUCACCUGGUUGUCGGACCGGGAGGUGGGGCGGCCGCCGCGGCCCGGCUGGCGGGCACGGCACUUCCGCGUCCCCCCGGUCCGGCCCAGCCGCCUGCUGCAGGAGGGGGAUGUGAUAAGCCUUGGAGACCGACAGCUUACUGUCAUGCACAUGCCUGGUCAUUCAAGAGGCAGUAUUUGCUUACACGACAAAGACCGGAAGAUUUUGUUCAGUGGAGACGUGGUGUACGAUGGAUCCAUGAUUGACUGGCUUCCCUACAGCAGAAUAAGCGACUACGUUGCAAGCUGCCAGCGCCUCAUGGAGUUGGUGGACAGAGGUCUUGUGGAGAAGGUACUGCCUGGGCACUUUAACAUAUUUGGGGCAGAAAGGCUGUAUCGGUUAGCUUCCAACUACAUUUCGCAAGCUGGAGUUUGUCACAAGGUUUCUGCUUGUGCCAUGAGAUCCAUUGCAAGCAUAGCACUUCGCAUUACAAAUUCGAGAGUCACUUCUUAGUGACAGUGCUUUUUGUGUGAUCUAUUCCCUGUUGAAAAACCAAACGGCUUGUGAAAGUGUUGAUACAAGCAAAAGCAGUAUGCAUUAGUAAAGCACUGGCAAAUUGAUACAGAUGAGCUGCAAAAAUUCCCCCUAUUUUUGCCUACUGUACUGCUAUUUUUAUAGAAAGUAUGUAAGCUAGUAGCUGUAGCCAAAGCUACCAUUUUUCUUUCUAUUUUUUCAGGGCUUGUUUGCACACAUAUUGUGAUUGAAAUAUAUUGUUUUAUUUUUGUUAUGAUUCUGACGGAUGCAUGUAUGCCAAAAUGAGAGGGGUUUACCUUCAUGCCUGAAACCUUGUUGAUGUAGCACUAGGCUUGUGACUAUUCACUCAAGUCCUGCUCAGGUUUUGGCCUAACACAGCUUGUGCUAAGACAUGGUGUUUGCUGGGAGCAGCGCCGUUAGGUCAAAGCAAGAGCAACACCUAUGCAGGAGUCGGUGGGCAGAAAGAGGUAAGGGCCAUUCUGCAGCCAUUGUCACCUGCCGCUUGGUGUCUGCUGCACCCAUCAUUGCCUGCAUCUUUGCAAAGGAGCUGUCUGGCAGUUUCUUUAGAAUCCACUAACGUGGAAAUGCUAUAGACCAAACUUCCAAGCUGGCAGGUGUAGAUACAUCAGCUUACCCAAAAAGCUUUUGAUGCGGAUCCAACAGCUGACGGACUGUUGAGGCUUUCAUGCUUACCAGUGUGGUGAGGGAAACACCUGCACCAUGAUAGAGGAGCAAGAAUGAGCACUCUCACCAUCAGCUGGGGAACUGUUUUGCUUAUAGGCGUGUGAGUUAGGAAUUAGAGAAUUUGUGAACUAAUAAAUUAAUGUGUUAGACUAGCCUGUACAAAGUGGAUUGAGCCCUUGCUUGAUGUGUUUGGUUUUUUUCUGAUGAGCUCAUAAAAAAGAAAAUUUAUUUACAGAGUAUAUUGUUCUGUAAAUUUGAGAGAACUGGACUGUGACAAGCUUAAAGGUUUUAUUUGUGUUUUAAGAGUAUUUUUAUGUGACUGGAUUGUAACUUGGCUGUUAAUGCUCUGUGGUAGGGCAAGGAUGGAGGCUUUAGCAUUAUCUUGCCCUAAUGCAGGUGCUGUAUUAAACAGCUGGUACCCUUAUUACCACAAAGUGAAUGUAACUUGAACUGUUCACUGUUUGCUUAUGAAGUGUUUGGUGUAUAUGGUUUUUAUGAAACGUAAAGUGCAUUGCAUUUAAGUCUGUUCCAAAAAAAGUUUAAUACAUUGAGAAAUGCUAAAUGACAUUGUAACUUGCUUAUGAAAAUUGAAUGUGUGAUAUUUAAAAGCUGUUGAAAUGGUUAGAGUUUGUGUAAUUAUUCUAACAGUCUCUUUCUCUAUUUAACUUUUUUAAAAGGACACUGUCUGAUGUUAUUUUUGUAUAUAGACAUACAUACUUCCCUAAAAAGAGUGCAAAUGUUUUCCUCAAAUCUUAGUGCAGUUUAACCUUAUUUGUUUGGCUUUCACUUUAUGGGGAUACAUUCUUCACCAGGAUUUAUACUGAUAGCCUGUGAUGUGCCUAGUUGUUGUUAGCAGUGCCUAUCUCUGAGAUGAAGCAAAAUUGUGAGGGGGCAGGAGAGGUGAAGCAAUGCAGCACUUGAAAGACCUGUUAUCACUCGGAUCAUAGUCUCUUUUUUGGAGAAAUCCAAGUACAUUAGAGUAUUACAUGAGGAGUGUCUAAUCAGUGGGUAGACUUCGGUCAUAAAUGAAGCCAAGAGGUUUUUAUUUUGGCCUUGUUUGGCCAGAGGAAGAAAUACAAAAGGUUAGCCUGAGAAGCAAAAAACUCAUUCAGUGAAGAGGCUCAGAACAAACUCCAUGGUGUGGUUCUCCUUUUUAGCUUGCUGACACAUGCUGGUAUUUUACAUAGCAGUCAGCCACUGUUCUUGAUAGCCAAGGGUUCACAAUGGACAAUUGGAGAUCUGAAGUGGCAAGUGGGAAAGUCAGAAUGGCUGAAGAAAUACAUAGCACUGAAGCUUACACCAGUUAUCCAGAUGAAGCCGUGGUAUCACAGGUUACCCAACAGUAACUGAAUUGCUUCAAAUUAGCCAUCUGUGGCAUAAUACCAGUAGUGAUCUUGCUCUAUGCUUCUGUGAAGGCUGGUGCGCUGGUCAUAACCCCAUGCAAUAACGCGGACAGAGAGACCUCUUCUGUCACAAAGCCUGCCAGUGUGUAUGCCAGUUGCUAAAAUUUUGCAAAUGUGCAUUAGAACAGUGAGAUCACGAUGGAUUAGCAUUUUGUGUUACACCACUAUUGGUUUGUUUAUUUGAUCCAAUAUUAGAAGCCCUGUAGCCAGAUUUUACUGUGUUGUAAAACCUGAGCUCCUAAGAGAAGACUCACAGGCAUGCCCGUUCAAAAGGAAAGAUAUGCUCCAUCGUUUGUGUUUAAAUCUGUGCUCAAUAUCAGCUAGAAGACCCUUAAAUGUCCAGAUCACUGUCAAAAUUCCCUAUUAAGCCAUGCUUAAGUCCAUUAAGUAUAUGUAGAUAACAGCAAUUGCCUGGGUUGUUUUCCUUGACCAAAAUCUAGGGAAUCAUUUCCUAGCUCAGAAGUGAUCUUUAUGUGAACAUAGCCCAAAGUGGAGCAUAUCAGUAAACUGCUGCUAUAAUCUAGUUGAAAGUAGUUUUUGAGGGUCUUGAAAUUAUUUUUGUAUUGUAAGAAAUUCACUACUAGGUAAGUGAUACGUCUUAAGUAUAAAGAACUGGCUCUGACUAUUUUUGUUAAGAAUUAGAAAGUUUUAGUCAUAAGAGUUUGACAGUGGCCUUUUAACGCUACCUGGAUUAAAUAUUUAAAACAUAGAGUGUAAGUUUAAAUAUUGCAACAUCUUGGGUAUUUAGAACUGUGCUGGUUUAUUUGUAAAAUCUAAAUGUAUGUUAAUGGAGUCUUCAGUAGACUGGGGAAUUGACAAAAAAAAAAAAAAAACAGAUGGGAAGUUUUGCUCUGUA
Molecule: messenger RNA, 3828 nt
Organism: Haliaeetus leucocephalus (bald eagle)
Lineage: Eukaryota; Metazoa; Chordata; Aves; Accipitriformes; Accipitridae
Gene: MBLAC2
Product: metallo-beta-lactamase domain containing 2
Exons: 2
Coding region: 34-864 (276 amino acids)
Source: RefSeq, a predicted model, not a curated record